Spinacia oleracea (spinach) is the source of this 1064-nucleotide messenger RNA. RefSeq lists its product as uncharacterized. The record is from RefSeq and is a predicted model, not a curated record. The coding region runs from base 470 to 943 and encodes 157 amino acids. NCBI's taxonomy places the organism in Eukaryota, Viridiplantae, Streptophyta, Magnoliopsida, Caryophyllales, Amaranthaceae. The transcript has 2 exons.
ACAAACCGCCCAAAUUUUCACAAAUUGCGCCCAACUUCCAAAUACCUUCAAAAAAAAUUUCGCGAAAAUCUUUUCCGCUGAAAACUUCCCCUUCCCUCCACUGCCUUCCAUCUUCUAAACUUAGGGUUAUCAGUUUAUCAAUUUUCUCUCAUCCUCCAUAUUGACACCAAAAGAGCUUGAACUCGAAGCGCAGAAUUCUGGUGCAGGGUGUGAUUAAUUCGCCAAACGGUGAUCGGGUUUUCAUCCUGGAUUCUUGAUUUCACGGAACUCCAUUGCAUCUGUUUCAUCUCAAAUCAAGGUGAAUGAUCCUAAUAACCAAAGUGAUGAAAGAAUCAUAGAUGAUGUGAAAUCACUCGCAUUUGGUCCAAUGCCUAUUGCAAGAAGAUUUCAGGCUUUCAAUAUGAAUAAUGGUUAUAAAUUCCGUACUAAAGAAUAUGAGAGGAACAAGAAGACUUAAAAUAGUGGUGUGAUGGUUGUGGCAAAGACACAAAGUUACGCUAGUUCAAGAGAUACACGAACUAUAAUGGGAGACGUUACAUACUAUGGGGUGUUAACUGAUAUUAUUGAGUUGAAUUAUUAUAACAGGUUUAAGAUCGUCUUGUUUAGGUGUAAUUGGGUGGAUGUGAACCAUGCGAGUGGAAUUAAGAAAGAUAAGUUAAAUUUUACCCACGUUAAUUUAUCAAGCUCGAUAGAUUCUGAUGAGCGUUUAAGCGAUGAGCCUUUUGUGUUUGCAUCUCAGGUUCAACAGGUUAUUUAUGUACAAGAUCGAACACAAAGUGAUUGGUUUAUUCCUGAACCAAUAAAGCCAAGAGAUACUUUUGACAUGGGUGAUGAUAGUGUUGAACAAGAUUUAUCGGUGGAGAACGAAUUUCAAGCAUCAAGUUCAGGGCAACAAAAUGUUGAGAUUGAUAUUGAUGACAUGACAUGGAUGUACAAGGAAUAAAUGUUAGAGUGCCGUAAUAUGUUAGAAUAAAGAAAGAAAUUUCACUCCCUUUUGAAAAACAUACAUCUAUGUGCCCUUGAAUUGUGUUUGCUAUCAAUAAUAUUUUGAAUUGUGCAAUGAA